GAUGUUGUUGCACAUCACCUCACAUAACGUAAACAAAACACAAGGGUUUGAAGCCACCCCACCCCACCAUCACCAUCACAAUAGCAGAUGCAAAAUUGCAAAUCAAACAAAUAAAAUCAAGAUUUAUUAUUAAUGGCGUCGUCUUCGUUCAAUUGGGUCUCUGUUCUUAGAAUCACUCUCCUCAUUUUCCUCAUCGCCGGUAUCACUGUCGCCUGUUAUACUUUCCCCGUUGAAAAGGCUUUGAAGGCUUUCUUGUUAUGGGUGGAAGAAGAUCUUGGUCCUUGGGGUCCUUUUGUAUUGGCUUUUGCGUAUGUUCCUCUUACAGUUCUUGCAGUUCCUGCAUCCGUACUUACUCUCGGUGGUGGUUAUCUGUUUGGUUUGGCUACGGGUUUUCUUGCUGAUUCUACCGGUGCUGUCCUCGGUGCUACUGCAGCAUUCCUUCUUGGCAGAACAAUUGGGAGACCGUAUGUCAUUGCUAAGCUGGGUGAUUAUCCACAGUUUCGAGCAAUAGCAAUUGCUAUUGAAAAAUCCGGAUUUAAGAUCGUGCUGCUGCUUCGGCUUGUCCCGUUACUUCCAUUUAACAUGAUGAAUUACCUUUUGUCUGUAACGCCAAUUUCCAUAUGCGAGUAUGUGAUGGCUUCAUGGUUGGGAAUGAUGCCAAUUACCUUUGCGCUUGUAUAUUGUGGAACAACUUUGAAGAACCUAUCUGAUGUUACUCAUGGUUGGGGUCCCUUCUCAAAAACUCGUUGGGCAUUUGUUAUUCUAAGCUGUAUGGUGUCAUUGAUCCUAAUGCUGAUUGUUACCAAAGUUGCCAAGUCAGCGCUCGAGAAAGCUUUGGCUGAAGGCGUUGAUAUAGUUGGCAGUGGCGCUGAGAGCUCGUCUGCUGUGGAGGAAGCUCGGGUAGAUAUCCAUGACCCGCUACUCGUCAAAGGUUGAUUCUUUAUUUCAAACAAUAAAUCGCAGAGAAUUUUAUGUUUUUCUUAAUAUAUUUUUUAUUAAGUUAUGUAUAUAGUUGAAUUUCCUUAGGCAAAAUGUUGUCAUCUUCCCAUUUUACUAGUAACUUUUUAGCUCCAACAAUAAUCAAUAUUACAAGCAUUAUUUUUGUU
Messenger RNA from Helianthus annuus (common sunflower), 1106 nucleotides. Its product is annotated as TVP38/TMEM64 family membrane protein slr0305. The record is from RefSeq and is a predicted model, not a curated record. Lineage: Eukaryota; Viridiplantae; Streptophyta; Magnoliopsida; Asterales; Asteraceae. The coding region runs from base 133 to 936 and encodes 267 amino acids. The transcript has 9 exons. Gene Ontology annotation, cellular component: membrane.